Molecule: messenger RNA, 2017 nt
Organism: Petromyzon marinus (sea lamprey)
Lineage: Eukaryota; Metazoa; Chordata; Hyperoartia; Petromyzontiformes; Petromyzontidae
Product: gamma-crystallin S-like
Source: RefSeq, a predicted model, not a curated record
UUGGUUUUUUUUUGCUUCAGGAUUAGGCCAGUGUACACUGCGUUGUAUAAAAAGGCCUGUCCCUGGCCAUUUCAAACUGCAUCCCUGAAUCGACUUGCCUCCAACAACCAUCACCAUGGGAAAGAUCGUGUUCUACGAGAAAAACAACUUCCAGGGCCGGAAGUAUGAGAGCACGGCGGAUUGCACCGACCUGGAGGACAUGGUGCAGGGCCCUGUGAGCUCUUUGCGCGUCGAGAGCGGCUCCUGGGUGCUGUACGAGAGGAAGGACUUCACGGGCAACAUGCACGUGCUGUCGCCCGGCGAGUUCGCCGACCCGACCCAGUGGCAAGUGCAGGGCGAGCAGUACAUCCUGUCCUGCCGCAUCCUCCGCCAGGCGAGCGGCGGCCACCGCAUCCGCCUGUACGAGAAGGCGGAGUUCGCCGGCGACUGCCUGGAGCUGAGCGAGGACUGCCCGGUGCUGGAGGGGCGCUGGGGCCGCAAAGACGUGCAAUCGGUGCGCGUGGUGUCCGGCGGGGCCUGGGUGGCGUACGAAGAGCCCGAGUACCGCGGCCGCCAGUACUGCAUGGAGCACGGGGAGUACCGCAAGCACCAGGCGUGGGGCGCGGCUGGGCCACGCGUGCAGUCGCUGCGUCGGUUCACAGAGUACUGAGCGAGGACCUCCCCCCCCCCACGGCCACGCCCUCCUGGUCCCAGCAGCGGUGCGCGCGCACUGCGUGGAGGCGGUUGGAACGUGGGCACCAAAACCCAAACCCAAAUAGUCCAUGGGACCAAACGAGAUGCAAUCUCUUUGUCUGGGUAACAACUGAGGUGGCCGUAUGUAACUUUUGCGGCCACAAUUUACGUGUGGCCAAUAACGGUGAAAUAUAAAUGAAAAAAAAAACGAUUUGAAAUGAGCGGGUUAUGAAAUACUUCACCUCUUUUUCACCAUUCAAAAUGUGCGCUACAUGAGAUGGUACCAAUUUCUGUUCUGGCUCAUGGACUAAAGCCACGGUCUAUACACUCAAGUCAUCAUCAUAAUCAUUAGGAGCCUCGAGUUAUGCGCUGCUGGAUGAAGGCCUCCUCCCCCACCCCCCUACAAGUCGUCGCCAUCCUUGGGGGGUAUUGUGUUGCAGCAAUCGAUCCAUCUUUCCCCUGCACCGCGAGCCAAUCUCAAGGUUCAUUUUCUGCGGUGGAUGUCCUCUACGGCGUAUUUCACACACAGGUAUAUAUGUUUAUACUAUAGGCCUGUAAAGACCCAUCGAUUAUUAAUCGGAUUAAAUAAAUGGUUAUGCUCAUCGGGAUCGUGCGCAUAAGAAUUUUUUCAUCAUACGCUGAUGUUUCGUUUGGGUUAAACGGUCCUAAACUUUACAAACCAGAUGAAAAACAGUCUAUUGUUAACUCAAAUCCUGACCUCCAAUCAUUACAAUUCAUCCAUUUAGUCGUUACAUGCUUAAUAAUACGGUAUGUUGAACUUCUUUCACACCGUACGUAGGUGUGGGAUGACUGUACUAUCUGACUGGCCCCGUGGUGAUGUACUCCAUCUAAAAUAGCCACUGAAGCAACUUUUGGUUUACAUAUUCUUGGUUCUUUUGGUAAAGUCACGUAGAAGGGAAACAAUACGUGAUUUUACCGAAAGAACCAAGAAUAUGAAUCCCUGUAGUCACGAAAGCUUUAAAUCAAAAUUUUGGUUUACAGUUAUUAUCCAGCGACUAUAGAUAACGUAAUUAAAAAAAAACUAAUGUAAUGUUCCUUUCUGAAGGAAGCAAGCUACAUUUUAACGUAUUCUUAGUUCUUUCGGUAAAGUUACGUAGAAGGGAAACAAUAAAAUAAUACAAAUAUAAAACAAUAAAAUUCUCACGACGUUUCGACUGCAACACAAGCAAUCAUCAUCAGGUGUGAAAACCACAGCUUUAACGACGCACUAUUUAUUUGCUGGGCAAGUGAUUUUACAAUGCAAUAUUACACCUGAAAACGUUGUAAAAAAAUAAGCAUCAUUUGCGUUGCUUAAUAUUCUGCAAUAAAGCCAAAUGCAAUACAA